CAAUGCCUGCGCUCACCUUGCUGGCCAUCGUCUCUAUCUGCGGCAUUGGCCUUGUUGCCGGCGACGGCCUCCGACUGCCCGACCAGCAGUCGUCCAGCAACAUACAACAAGUAUAUGCGCCGCAGCCGCAACAACAACAGACACUGCAAUUCCAACAGCAGCCGCAACAACAACAGCCACUGCAAUUCCAACAGCAACCACAACUGCCGCAGGCGCAGUCGGGCGUGGGUGAGGAACGUGGUCGCUCUUCCAUUCUGAGCAUAUUUGGCCUGGGCAAUGACAAUGAUCCCUAUCUAGCGCGCACCAAUACCAACUGUCUAAGUGGCGAUCUAUCCGAGUGCUUCAAGACACAGGCGCUCAACACAUUCGAUGAGAUCUUCCACAGGGAUCUGUAUCGUCUCUCAGAUUUUGCACGCGUUGUUCGCCUGCCAGAGACACAGCAACGCUCGCUGCUCCAAGAGCCUUUUGAGUACUCCGAGGAACCGCGCUCUGAAGAUGAUGACUGGAAUCUGCUUGUGAAAUAUGCUCUGCGUCGCGCUGAACGCUUCAUUAAGUCCACUGCCUUGGAGCUCGAGCUGCCCGAGGAACUGACCGAAGCAGGACGCUACGAGGCGCGCUUCAUUGGCAAUGACAUCGACGACGAGCUGGAUGCCGGUGAUGGCCAGCGUGCCGGACACUUCUCGCGUAAGAAGCUGAAGAAGAUGAUUAUUCCCCUGCUGUUGGUGUUGAAGAUUUUCAAGCUGAAGCUGUUGCUCUUCCUGCCCUUCAUUCUGGGUAUUGCGGGUCUAAAAAAGAUACUUGGACUGGCUGCCAUUAUUUUGCCCGGUCUCUUUGCCUACUUCAAGCUGUGCCGACCGCCAGGCGGUGUCGGUGGCGCCUUUGGCGGUGGCCUGUCUGGUCUCUUUGGCAGCAAGCCAUCAUUCCCCGAGUACUCACCCCAGGGUGUCGGCGCUGCCACUUACUAUCAUCAUCACGAGCACUAUGAUGGUGGACAUGGUGGACAUGGCGGCGGCGGUCCCUACUAUCGCCAGGAGCCAUCCUUUGCCAAGCCCUACAGCGAUUACUACAGCAAGAGUUAUCAGGGACAGCAGGAGCAGUCUCAGCAGUUGGGUGGCAAUUCCAUUAGCUUUGGCAAUCCCCAGGAAGCCGCCUACAAUGGCUACUAUGGACGCAAUACCGGCAAGGAUAUCCCAGCCGCGACGCAAACCCAACAGAAGAGUUAGGACUCGUCAGCUACAGUUGUUUAGGUCAUUGUUAUUUAUUUGCGACCUGGCUAAAUUGCAUUCCUAUAAGCAUAUUUAUUACUGUAAACUGUAAAU
Molecule: messenger RNA, 1319 nt
Organism: Drosophila grimshawi
Lineage: Eukaryota; Metazoa; Arthropoda; Insecta; Diptera; Drosophilidae
Gene: Osi2
Exons: 4
Coding region: 3-1223 (406 amino acids)
Source: RefSeq, a predicted model, not a curated record